Messenger RNA from Ooceraea biroi (clonal raider ant), 2625 nucleotides. RefSeq names its product odorant receptor 24a. Gene Ontology annotation, molecular function: olfactory receptor activity; odorant binding. NCBI's taxonomy places the organism in Eukaryota, Metazoa, Arthropoda, Insecta, Hymenoptera, Formicidae. The record is from RefSeq and is a predicted model, not a curated record. Gene Ontology annotation, biological process: sensory perception of smell; detection of chemical stimulus involved in sensory perception of smell. Gene Ontology annotation, cellular component: plasma membrane.
GAAUACUUACUCUAAUUGUAAGUGACACACAAACACACAAUAAAAGUACAUGUUAUUUUUACAAUAUUUUACAAUGUUGCUGUAACAUGUUUAAACUAUAUUGCAAAUUCAUGACUAUACAAUAUUUCUGCAACAUUGCACUGCAAUGUGCAAUAUUGCAAUAUUGCAGCAAUGUUGCUGCAAACUUUUGUACUGUAUGGGAAAUGUAAGGUAAGAUUAAUCGCGAGUAACAGGUUGAUGAUUGUUCGUACUUUACCAAUAAUUCCAUACUUUAGAUGUAUACGUAUGUAAAAUCGAUAAACCGCUGCUCCGCUUAACGCACAUGCCAACAUGACGAAUGCAUACAACGGACUGAAACGCGAAGAAGUAAAGAGCAAGUAGAAAGAGGGACUGCGCUUGCGUGUACUUCGAUCUCCGGCAUUAUUUUAUUUUCUGAGCGACUUAUAUUUUACCAUGGGAAGUAACCGCAUGUUAAAUUUUUUCUUUUUUUUAUGCGAGAUGAAUUAUUUUAUCAUUGAAAACUUUUUUCCAACAAAGACGUUAAAUUGUUCUAAUCAGGCGUUACAAUACAUUUACAAUAGCAUGCACCAUUUUGCGCUACGUUUAUGCAUUGAAGUUAAAUAAAUUGGACAAUUUACCUGGAAAUUACAUAGAAGAGGCGAGAGGAAAGUUACUACACACGUUAGCUGUGGGUGAAAGGAACGGACGAAUUGGUGUAGAUUAUUUUACAGUUACAUGCGAAGUAUCGAUGAUCGUAUAUGAUGAUCUGUAUUGAAAAGCGGUUCUUCAAUUCGAAUCGGCUACUUUUGCUCCCUUUCGGCUUGUGGCCUUGCAAGGAAACGAAAUUUACUCGUUUUCGGCCAACGCUACUUUGUAGUAUUCUAAUCAGCGCCAUUGCAUUUCAGCAACGUUUUAAUAACGUGAAGGAUUGUAAAAGAUUAAAACCAAACUUGUAUACAAUAUUAUUGUUUAUUAUGAAGGAGAUUUAUUAUAAAAUACAUCUAUCUUUAUUUUCAAAACUCUUCAUUGCAGAAUCUAACUUUGAGAUUUUUAUCAGACUACUCUGUUCUACGACAUUUUAUAUCAUACUUACGAUUAUGUAUAUCUCAUUUUGGUUUAACAUAAAAAGUAUCAAAUAUUUACUGGACCAACUGCAACAUACCUACGACCGGCUAAAGAACAAAAACGAAAUUGCUAUUUAUGACAAAUACGGAUACAUUGCAAAACGUAUGACGACCACAAUAAUAAUACUUCUUAUGAGUGGCCUAUGUAUUAUUACUCUCAUAGUACAUUGUCCAUAUAUUUUUGACGCCGUUAUGCCGAAAAAUGAGUCUUCGCAUUUCGCAAUUCGCACGACGGAAAUUGUGGCCGAGUUCUUUAUUAUAUCAGAGAAGUAUUAUUUUUUAAUUCUCAUGUAUAUGACUGCAGCCUGUUAUGGAGGGUUAAUCGCAAUGAUAGCGAUAGCAACGUUGUUCAUGGCGUAUUUAAAGCAUACUUGUGGAAUGUUUGAGAUUGCCAGUUAUCGUAUUGAACAAGCAAUGGCGAUCGAAUUGUUACAUAACUUUGACAUGAAGAACGAAAUUGUAAUUUACAGGGAGAUGAAACGUGCCAUUGACAUACAACGUCAGGCUAUGGAGUUCGCAAAAUGUUUGAUGAUUAGUAUUGGUACUCCUUUUUUCUUUUUGAUAAUAACUACUGUGUUUUGCGUGACUGUGAAUCUUUUUCGAAUAUUUCACAUUGAGUCACCUGCAGAAAAGAUGCAGGAAGUUGCAUUGCACAUUUUUGUUAUAUUUACGAUCGUACUGACCAUGUUCAUGGGCAAUAAUACUGGGCAAGAAAUUACAGAUUACAGUAAUCACGUAUAUCUAAUCACAUACAACACUUCAUGGUACUUAGCACCGAUACGCGUACAGAAAUUAAUACUGUUUGUAUUACAAAGGAGCCAUAAAAUUUUCGCCUUGAAUGUCGGUGGAUUAUUUUCAGGAUCUUUAGAAUGUUUUGCUACACUAAUUAGUGCAUCAAUGUCCUACUUCACCUUCAUGUACUCCAUGCAGCAUUAACUAGUAGAUUUCUUGUCUAAUAGUCUGAUAUUAGAAAGAAGUAGGUACGUAAGACAAAUAUUGCAUUAUUUGAAAUACAUAUAUUAGAGUCAAUCACAGAACUGACGAAACCAACACAAUGUUGAUAAUAGAUAUUUGUGUGAUGAUAUGCAUGUGACGCAAGAAACAACAAGACAUCAAGGACUCAUGAAGAAAAUGAUAAUCCGUUUAAAUGAAAAUUUGAACACGUUUAGAGAUGAUGGCUGCAAUGGUGUUGUUAUUAGGACAAGCCGUUACAUUCGUAACAAAGAUUUAUUCAAGGAAGUGUACGAUAACACACGAAGAAGGAUAGUAUCUAUCUUUUAAUGACCAACACUAACAUGUCGGAUUGAUCAACGAUAUGUGUAUCUUUCUACACACAGAAAAAAAAGAAUUACUUGUGGAGAAGGAGAAAAAAUGACCGCAUUAAAAUUAAGAAUGUUGUAUUGGAAUAGUAAAAAUGAUGUAAAAAUAGUGUAAAAGGGAACUAUACUGGCGUUUUAUUAAAAGUUUGUCUUAUAAAUAUUUUUUCAUGGGAAGAAAACAA